AGAGACAUUUGUGGUAACUUGCUUUCCCCCACUUGUAUUUCUUCCUGUCUUCCUCCUUUUAGGCUCCUCCAGUUCUCCCUCAAAGUGGCAAAAACGUUUACAAACACUCUCAAAUUUGAUGUUUCAGUAGGAUUUUGCAACAGCAGAAGAAGCUUGAGGGUGAUUUUCAGACAACAGAAGAAGAAUUCAGAGAGAAAGAUGUCGAAUUUAGGACAGAAAUCUCAUGAAAGAGCAAGCUUUGUCAAUCUUCUGAGCCAGUACUUGAAAGAAAAAAGGAAUCUUGGGGAUUUCAGCGUUGGAAUCUCUUCGAAACCUGAUGAUAAAGGGCAACAAGCAAAAACAAUGAACUUUUUGCACCACGUGGCUAAUUCUUCGGAAAAUUCAAGACCAAAUCUCGUGGCGUCUACAGCGAAUGUGAAAUCUUCAGAUUUCUACCCCUUUGGUGCCUCCGGUUCCAAAGAAGACGCCAUUAACAAAACAGAUCUCAGAAUGUUUUGUUCUUGGUGGUGUAGGAAACCAGCAGCAGUGGAACCAAAGAAUGCUCAGCUGACCAUGUUUUUCAAUGGUCACGUGUUUGUAUAUAAUGAUUUCCCAGCAGACAAGGUGAAGGAAAUCAUGACCUUAGCUAACCAAGGAAGCUCAACAGCAUAUAGUGGUGUCAAUGUUGCCGACUCUGCCAUGGAAAAACCGAGUUAUAAGAUUGAUGAAACCGAUAACAAUUCCGAUAUCCCCGACUUGAACAUCGCCUCCGGAACUGCAAAUACUCCGGCUCGAAGCCCUUCAGUCGAGCGACAUCAGUAUGGCAGUUCGGAUUUGCGAAUAGCAAGAAGGAAUUCACUUCACAAGUUCUUUGAGAAGAGAAAAGACCGGGCAGCUGCGAGAGCACCGUACCAGUUGAUGAACAACCGAGUCUCGCCGCCUCCGCCUAAACCUGACGGAAACAAGGCGUCAUACGAGGAAGGUCAAUCGUCGAAAGAAGCACCAAGAAACAUUGAUCUCAAUUUAUAGUUUAUAUAUAGAUUU
Molecule: messenger RNA, 1023 nt
Organism: Hibiscus syriacus
Lineage: Eukaryota; Viridiplantae; Streptophyta; Magnoliopsida; Malvales; Malvaceae
Product: protein TIFY 11B-like
Exons: 4
Coding region: 199-1008 (269 amino acids)
Biological process (GO): regulation of jasmonic acid mediated signaling pathway; response to wounding; regulation of defense response
Cellular component (GO): nucleus
Source: RefSeq, a predicted model, not a curated record